Drosophila guanche is the source of this 1908-nucleotide messenger RNA. It is a transcript of the gene Cyp318a1, whose product is annotated as probable cytochrome P450 318a1. The coding region runs from base 161 to 1792 and encodes 543 amino acids. Gene Ontology annotation, molecular function: iron ion binding; monooxygenase activity; heme binding. The transcript is spliced from 7 exons. The record is from RefSeq and is a predicted model, not a curated record. NCBI's taxonomy places the organism in Eukaryota, Metazoa, Arthropoda, Insecta, Diptera, Drosophilidae.
CCAACCGAGCGGUUGCCUUUGCCUUUGCCCACUGCUCUACGAACGGAAUUGAAUUGUGGGAAGGAAAUUGUAAAUUGGGCAAACGAGUGACGCGACCAGCACGGUAGCUGCCUACAAAGCACCGCAUUAGGCCGGACCAGACGAGACCAGACACAAAACGAUGCACCUGUAUGUGGCUUUGUGGGUGUGUGGCACGGCGCUGGCACUGCUGCUUGGCUGGCAGCAGCGCAAAUGCUGGCGCCUCAUCUGGCAGCUGAACGGUUGGCGGGGCGUGGUCCAGCAGCCGAUCCUGUGGUUCCUGCUCUGCAUCAAUCUGCAUCCAAACAGCAUACUGGAGCGGGUGACACAAAUGCGGAAGUACUUCCAGAGACCGCUGGCCAUCUUGAUUGGUACCCGGGUGCUGGUCUACAUUGAUGAUCCCGCCGGCAUGGAGAGCAUACUGAAUGCCCCAGAGUGCCUGGACAAGACCUUCAUGCAGGAGGGAUUCUUUGCCAAACGCGGGCUGCUGCAUGCGCGCGGCCAAAAGUGGAAGCUACGACGCAAGCAGCUCAAUCCGGCCUUUAGCCACAACAUUGUGGCCAGCUUCUUUGAUGUGUUCAAUGCCGUGGGCAAUCAGAUGGUCGAGCAGUUCGCCACCCAGCCGCAUCUCCAUGGACGGGCCGUGAAGUUCACCGAUGCCGAGGAUAUGCUCAGUCGCGCCGUUCUCGAGGUAUCCUGCUUGACUGUUAUGGGAACACCAACGAAUUUCACACAAACGGAUGACGCUCACAUCGCCUCCAGCUACAAGCGCCUGCUGGAGAUCUCAGCCAUUAGAGUGGUGAAGCCGUGGCUGCAAAUCGAUCUGCUGCACCGUUUGCUGGCGCCCGAGUUGUACGCGGAGGCGGAGAAGUGCAAUCAGCUGCUGGUGGAGUUUGUGGCCGGGAUUGUGGAGAGCAAGCAUCGAAACUGGCAGCUACGGGCAGCCAUCAGCGAGGAGGCUGGCGAGGAUUCAGGCGCCUGGCAGCGGCGCAUUUUCAUCGAGCAGAUCUUCCAGUUGGCCGCCAACGGAGAGCUCACGUUGCAGGAGAUCGAGGACGAGGCCCAGUCCAUGGUCCUCGUGUCCUUUGAGACGGUAUCGAACAGCAUCAUGCUGGCUCUGCUCUGCCUGGCCACCCACAAGGGCGACUGCCAGCAGCGGCUGCGUGCGGAGAUUGCCAGCGUCUUCCCGGACCAGGGCCAGGGCUCCCGUCCGGAUGCCACCCAUGUCGGGCUGGAGCAGCUGCAGCAGCUGCGCUACCUGGAUGCCUUUGUCAGCGAAGCCCUGCGCCUGCUGGCCACUGUUCCGAUGAACCUGCGGCAUGUCAGCCGCGACUUCCAGCUGCCGGGGCGCGAGGCUGUCGUGCCCCAGAACAGCAUUAUCGUGCUGGACACCUUCAAUAUGCAGCGCGACGAGGCCUGGUGGGGCGACAAUGCCAAGCAGUUCGAUCCGCAACGCUUUCUCGACCAGGACGAUCAGUCGCCGGAGGGCGAGGACAUCUCUCGAUCAUCGGUGCCCAAGAUCAAUGGCCAGCAGAGGCGACACUCCUACAGCUUUCUGCCAUUCUCCAAGGGACUGCGCUCCUGCAUUGGUCGACGGUAUGGGCUGUUCAUCAUGAAGGUCUUCCUUGUGAAACUGAUCGUGGCCUUUGACUUCAGCAGCGAAUUCCAGUUGGAGCAGCUGCAGUUCGUGGAGAACAUCUCCCUGAAGUUCAACAACGUCGAUGACAUCUCCCUGGCCAUCCAGCCGCACCAGCAGCCCGAGGAAGCAACCUAAAACACCACAGGAUUCUUCAUUAUAUAAUAUCUUAGAAGCAUGGUUUUUUUUCUAUAUUUAUCAAUUGUGUAUGCCUUUGGCUAAAUAAAAUUAAGCUCACUUUUAUACUCUCUGAA